Messenger RNA from Galendromus occidentalis (western predatory mite), 2019 nucleotides. RefSeq names its product fibroblast growth factor receptor 1-like. Gene Ontology annotation, cellular component: signaling receptor complex; plasma membrane. Gene Ontology annotation, molecular function: transmembrane receptor protein tyrosine kinase activity; ATP binding. The transcript is spliced from 7 exons. Bases 1 to 2019 code for a protein of 672 amino acids. The record is from RefSeq and is a predicted model, not a curated record. Gene Ontology annotation, biological process: protein phosphorylation; positive regulation of kinase activity; cell surface receptor protein tyrosine kinase signaling pathway. NCBI's taxonomy places the organism in Eukaryota, Metazoa, Arthropoda, Arachnida, Mesostigmata, Phytoseiidae.
AUGCUCGUCCUGGAGAACGCGUCCAUUGUCUUCGCGUUCGCAGUCUGCGCAUCAUCCGCGCAGAAAUUGAAUGAUGCUCCUCAGUUCCUCCGUCGGAUGACGAAUUUCGAGGUCAUCACAGCCGGUAACGAUCUCAACUUGAAUUGUACGGCGUCGAACGCAAAAUCGUACACCUGGAAGAAAAUCGAUAGGACGACGGGGCGCUCGACGAGUUUCCCAAGUAUGCGCGGCCCUUUGUUCAGACUAUCGAAUUUGUCUCAAGGGAUGCAGGGCGACUACGAGUGCAAGGCCUAUAACAAUCAUGGUUCUGUUUCUCAUGUCUUCCAAGUCAACGUCACAGACCUUCUAAUCACCGGGCCGAUAAUCCUCGAAAACUACCUCAGAAAUCAGACGAUCCAUCGCGGAGAGAACUUGAACUUGACAUGUGAAGCGAUAUCCGGCGAUACACCGUCCUUCAUGUGGGUCCGAAACUUCGAAGAUCACCAGGCGCAAUUAUCGAGCGGUCCUCAUCUACUAGUGACAAACGUCAGCCUCGAAGAUGAGGGCCUCUACACCUGCGUCGUUGGGAACUCUGUGGGAGUUUCGCGUCAUACACUGUACGUCGAAGUGCUAGCGGACAACCGAUCAGAACUCACGGUCAAAGGAAGUACUUCCCCAAUCCUGGUGUAUGGUGUGCUAUUCUCGGUGGUGUCGCUGAGCAUUCUCGUCGUCCUGGUCAGCAGGCGAUCGAAUGAUUUCCGCAAGAAGCAGGAGGUCGAGAUGCAGCUCCUUCAGCAGCAGGUCUGUGUCCUGAAGAAGAAGAUCACCUUGAAGUACGACUGCGAGCGCCCCGACGCCAAGCGUUCGAGUUCGUUUGAAUAUUCUCCAUGCUUCCCCCAAGUGACGAUAACUCCCCAACCGACGUACGUUCCGGCUUCGGAAUCUUCACUCAAAUCUUCAAUGUCUUUGUACGAACUUCCGCUCGACCCAUUGUGGGAGUUCCCCCGAGACCGACUGCUGUUCAAGGAGCCGUUGGGUGAAGGAGCUUUCGGCCGGGUGGUCAAGGCCGAAGCCUUCGGAAUCGGAGCUCCAGAUACGAAUUCCAGCUCGGUGGUGGCGGUCAAGAUGCUGAAGGAGUCGCACUCUGAUCUGGACAUGAUCGAUCUUGUCUCCGAAAUGGAGGUCAUGAAAAUCAUCGGGAAACACAUCAACAUCAUCAACCUUCUCGGAUGUUGCACCCAAGAUGGUCCCUUGUACGUUAUCGUGGAAUACGCCUCAGAUGGGAAUCUUCGAGACCACCUUCGGAGACAACGUCUGACGCCGGACUAUCUGGAACCGAUCGACGGUCAGAGAUUCGUCGGCAACCGGCUCCUGUCGCUCGGGGAUCUGAUGUCGUACGCGUUUCAGGUGGCGAGGGGCAUGGAGUAUCUUGCGUCGAGGAAAUGCAUCCAUCGAGACCUCGCCGCCCGGAACGUCCUCGUAGUAGACAACCGAAUCUGCAAGAUCGCUGAUUUUGGACUAGCCAGAGAUCUUCACGAUUACGGCUAUUAUCGUAAGACUACUAAUGGUCGUCUGCCGGUCAAGUGGAUGGCUCCUGAAGCACUUUUCGAUCAGGUCUACACUUCGAUGAGUGAUGUGUGGUCGUUCGGUAUUCUGCUUUGGGAAAUCAUGACUCUGGGUGGGACGCCCUAUCCUUCACUCGCGCACAUCGAGAAACUCUUCGACUUUCUUAAAGCUGGACAUCGGAUGGAAAGACCGGAUCACUGUGCAGACGAAUUGUAUGAGGUGAUGCUGGAUUGCUGGCACGACAAUCCAUGCAUGAGACCUUCGUUCCCUCUGCUGGUACAACGACUGGACGCUCUCUUGAGGGACAACUGCAGUGACAUAGACUACUUAGAACUCAGUUUAUCCAGAGACGCUCUACACACGGGGACCGUCCCGAACCGGGACCUCCGGACGGGAUUCGCCCCGGAUCGCGUAAACCCCGCAUCGUCAACAUUCGCAUUCGAGCAACGCGAAUACUUCAUGAAGAUACCUUGA